GCGCGGACACGCGCGCGCUGUCGUCCGCCAAGCAUGGUCCAACGCAUGGAGCCUGAGGCUGAGGCUGCAGAACUUCUGCCAGAAGACGGAACCUUGAUUUCGUGGCGGCCAAGCAGUGACAGCGACAAUGGCGACAAGCCGGCUUGCCUCUUUGGUUGGUGCAGGUGGAGCCAGCUUUGUCGUCCAAUGCUGCGAGGUUGACCCCUCAGUUAGCCCUUUGUGCUCCUGCCCCCUCGCCUCACCACUGCUCGCUGCCCGGAGGGUGUCGCAUUCGCAAGCGACCAGCCGGACAUCGCCACCCCAAUGCAUCACGACGGGGAAAGUAGAGCAUUCACGCGCAAGCACGAGGCGAAGAGCAGUGCGCAGGCCGGUGGUAACCUGUGCUGUUCCUGGCACCAGCCCGCCUCCAUACGUAGAGAGUCCUCCCUUCACGGAAGAUGCACUGGACCGGGCUGCUGCGCUGGCGCAGGCCACGCUGAGGGAAAUGCUCAGCUAUUUGGAGGAUCUCGGCAACACGGGCGGCCUGGAGGAGCUGACGGUACAGCUGGCGGCCAACGCGGCCAUCAGCAAGCGCAUCGACAAGCUGGACGGGGCAUUCAUGCUGGCCAUUGACACCAUGCUCAUGCAGGCAGAGAGGAACAAUGAUCCCCAGUCGGUGGCCAUUCUCCUGAUUGUGAAGCAGGAGGUCCUGGCAGCGCUGGCCAAGAGCUUCCCGCCCAAUGUGCAGGUGUUGGAGCUGCUGACGAGGGUGCCCCUCAAGGAGGUGCGCAAGGACCUCAUCUGCCUGGCCGCGGCUGGAGGGGGCCAAUACACCGGGGGGGAGUACGAGACACGGGAGGACAAGCUGCUGGUGCCCGCAGCAAGGAUUGAAAACGUGCUGCGGCAAACGGACGACAUGGUCUACGACAUGGAGGAGCGCGCGCAGGUGGCGGAUCGGCGGCUGCUGGCGCGGCUGGUGCUUAUCCGGGAGGAGCUGCGCGCCAUGAUGGCAGGGGGGAUCCACGACCCGCGCGCCAACACGCGCGUGCUCGGGAAUCUGCCGCAGAAAGAGGUAGAGUUUCUGAGUGCGUUGGCGGCGAUGCGGCCCGGGGAGCAGAUGUCGGCGCGCAUCGCCAAGGUGCUGGCGGGGCAGGACGAGGGCGCGGACAAGGUGACCAAGUUUGUCCCGCAGGCGGAGCGCGCCGCGGCCGAGUACGACAUCGACGAGGUGCGCACGCGGGGGCUGGACGACGAGGAGCUGGCGGAGGAGGACCACGCGCUGCGCAUGCGCAUUGCGGGGGAGUCGGGGGAGACGCGCGACGGGCAAGUGACGACCACGCUGCCGGUGCGGCCGGGGCAGCUGCUGGAGACGCUAACCAAGCUGACGGGGAGCGCGCUGAGCGGGUAUACGGCAGGGGGCGACGCGGGGCUGCUCAUGCAGAUGCGCCAUGUGCGGAAGGUGUGCUUGGAAGAGCUGGAGGAUCUGGCAGGCUGGGGGAAGUUCGAAGAUGCAAGCGAGUAUCGGCCAUGAUAAUCUCGGCUUGACACUCGGCGGCGAACGGGCGAUAUAACGGGGCGAAUCAAGAAGGGGACCAAUAUCGAGGAUUGGGGCGCGGUUGAGCGGUCUUUUGAAAUGUUCUAUUUGACCUACAAGACCAUUUGCGAUAUCUGGCAUAGUGAAAGAUACAUUUCAGAAGCUGAAUCCUAUAGAAAAUUUCGAAAGCGUUCUAAAGAAGCCGUCGACGAUAUCCGCUCGAAGCGGCAUGAGAGUAGUAAGAUGGCAAGGAAAAGGAUGAGCCUAGAGUUUGGAAAGCUCAUAGAAUACUUGAAAGAUGGAAACUCAACUCUCAGGAUUCCAAGGCUCAGAGGGAAUCGCUGCGGCUAAGCUGUAUGUCAGGACUAGACCGCAUUAGAUCUUGACAAAGAUAAAUCCUCUUUUACGAUGGUAAAUGAUUGACGGUUGCAUGGUGUGCC
Molecule: messenger RNA, 1953 nt
Organism: Klebsormidium nitens
Lineage: Eukaryota; Viridiplantae; Streptophyta; Klebsormidiophyceae; Klebsormidiales; Klebsormidiaceae
Source: the annotation of a GenBank genome assembly